AUUGGGGUUGCAACAAAACAAAAGGCGUUUUCGUCACAAAUAAAAUGUCUAAAAUAUUUGAUUUUCUUUUGUGAAAUUUGCAAAAAAUAUACAUUAUUUUGUUUAAAAUAAAGUGGAAUAUGUGUUGAUCUUAUAGGAUGAAUUUUUUAUAUAUUUUUAUGCUAUUCUGUAAACAAGUAACAGAAAUAAACUUAUCAUCAAUUAAACUAUACAGGAAUUAUUUCUAAAUCUUAAGUCACAUAUUUAUCAAUAUAAAAUAAUAUUAAACAAACCCAAAAUAAAAUUAGUUGUAUUCAGUUAUGAGCAGAAGUUCUCAAACAUUAUUAGUGAUGGAACCUUUGGAAAUAGUUAUAAAAUAAAAUAAAACAGAUUUUUAUAUAUGUGCAUUACUAAUUACUAUCAUACUACAACAUGGUAAAACAGGAUUGAAAUUAUUUCCUAACAUCUGUAAAUAUAAAUAAAGUUUUUGCCAUUGUGUGUAAAAUCUAUAAUUGGUCACCAAAUUCUUUUCAUAACCACCCAAAUGUUUUUAAAUAGUCCUUAUCUGGAAUACGGAUUUUCAUGGCCAGAUGCUUUCUAGUUAAUGUUGCUGUUUAUGUUUAGAAAUGUUGAUACAAUUUUUUGGUUGCAGUGACUCUGUUAGAUCUCAUGGCUUCACUAUUCUGAUAGAUAUGAGAGGUUCAGCAUGGGCUGCUAUAAAACCAAUUUUAAAAGUUCUCCAAGAACAUUUCCCCUCAUCCGUCCAUCAGGCACUGGUUGUUAAACCUGACAAUUUUUGGCAAAAGCAGCGCACUACAAUAGGAGCACAUAAGUACAAGUUUGAAACAACCAUGAUUAGCUUAGAAGCACUUCCUAAAGUUAUAGAUAGUUCACAAGUAACAGCUGAUUUAGAUGGCACACUGCAAUAUGAUCAUUCUCAAUGGAUUGAUUUGAGAUUGGCAUUAGAGGAGCUCAUGUGGCAGGCAGGUGAACUAAUAGAUAGACUGGACGAUUUACAAGAGGAUGUGGCUCGAGCCGACUUUGCUGACGAUGUCACAGGAGCACGCCGCGCCAUAGAUGCACAUGCAGACAUAAGCAAACGCUUAGCUAAAGUACCCGUCGACGAGCUUGAAGCGCAAGGUUUGUGUGAUUGUAUAAUUGUCGACUCGUGAAUGUACUAACAUAUAUUAUUUUGUGUGUCAUUAUUGUAGUAAAUUAUAUUAAUAAAAACACUCUCACCAUCGCAAAUAAAUACGCUUUAAAAGACUUUCCAAGAUUUUAUAGUAAUUGUUUAUUUCUGUGGAAAAUGGAACUUUGACAAAAUAAAUAACCACAUGUAUUACCAAAUUUUUUUUAUAAAUAUUAAUAAUCAAAAAAUUAUUAUACAAAAUUACAUUAAUUGCUCAGAUCUCCAGAACCCA
Diatraea saccharalis (sugarcane borer) is the source of this 1400-nucleotide messenger RNA. NCBI's taxonomy places the organism in Eukaryota, Metazoa, Arthropoda, Insecta, Lepidoptera, Crambidae. The record is from the annotation of a GenBank genome assembly.